AUUUCCUUUUUCACACAUGUAUGUAUAUAUGUGUACUCAUACAUCUACCUCGCCAUUCUUUCUACUGCAAAAUUGGGAAUGAAAUAUAGUAAAAAUUGAAGCUUGAAUAAAUCUCACCAUUCUUUCUAGACUCAGCUUCGCGAAGUUCAUCUUUCUUAGAAAUGGAGUCACUCCCUGAUGCCCUAGUCCAGUCCAUUUUGUCCCUGAUUAGUAAUUCCAAGGAUGUGGCGUCGUGCAAUUGUGUUUCGAAGAGAUGGAAGGAUUCAAUGCCUUACCUGAGGAGCCUUUUCUUUUCUCGGAAUAUCUUUGACAACCUAACCAAUGGAGACACUCCUGAUGAUGCAGUGUUGCGACUUGUGUCUUCAGUUGUUAAGCUCGAGGAGCUUGUUGUUUACUGCCCGUUCUCAGGCUCCGGACUUGCAUCCUGGCUGUCUGUGGCAGGUGCUUCGUUGAAGAGCCUUGAGCUGAGGUUGGAUAACAUAACUGAGCACGAUACCUACACUGAGAUUCCCUCAAAGUUGGAUUGCAUUAGUGCCGCCUGGAACUUGGAGUCGCUUAAGCUUUGGGGUGUGCUGAUGGUUUAUUCGCCCAAAUGGGAUGUUUUCCAUCGGCUGAAGAAUCUUGAGAUAGUCGGUGCGAGGUUGGAGGAGCACGCACUUUAUGAUGCUCUUCGUGCUUGUCCGAAUCUGACCCACUUGUUACUUCUCGGGUGUGAAGGAUUGAGGUCUGUCUCGAUACAAAAUCCUUAUCUUGAGCACUGCAAGCUUGAUUUUUUUGGGGUGGGAAACUGCUCACUUACUGUUGAUUCAUCGAAGCUUCAAUCACUUGAAGUGCAAGGUUGUAGCUUGAUUAGAGUUUGUGAAACUCGAUGCUUGAAAAAUCUGUCCAUCUCCAACAAUGCAGGGAGAGUUUAUAUGGUCGAUUUUGGGAAACUCGUGGCACUGGAAACGUUGUCAAUCCGAGGAGUGCAAUGGUGUUGGGAUGCUAUAAGCAAAUUGCUUCAGAUGGCAAGUGAAGUGAAGCAUCUCUACAUGAAGGUGGAAUUCACCGGGGACUCUGACACACUUUUGCCCUUUCCGGAGAUUGAUUUUGUCGACUUCUUCAACAGUCAUCCGAAGUUGCAAACCUUUGACAUUCACGGUGCAAUGUUUGCUGCUAUCUGUCAAAAGAAUAGCCUCAGAAAUGUGGACUCGAGGUUUCAAAUUCCGUGUCUUGAGAAGGUUGUAGUCACAGUAAGAUCUCCGUUGAAUGCGGAGCAGAAGAUGAGCACCUUGGAUUCGUUGAUAAAGUACGCGAAGAAUUUGAGGAAGAUGACGAUAAAGAUUCUUCAGAUGAAGAGCAGCCACAGCAGUGCUGAUGAUUUCUUUGAAGACAUUUGCAGGUUUAGCUACAUGAAUCGCAAGAUUGUCUCAAUAGAAUAAACCAUUUUGUAUGAGCUAAUUCCCUUUUUUUUGUUCUUCCUCUUUCUCAGUGGAAUAAUUUUGUUGACUAUGGUUUUUUGACAUUCUCAUCUACUAUCAUUUUUAAUGUCACAGUUGACAUAUUGUGUUGUUCUA
This is a messenger RNA of Salvia hispanica, 1556 nucleotides long. RefSeq names its product F-box/RNI-like superfamily protein. The record is from RefSeq and is a predicted model, not a curated record. Lineage: Eukaryota; Viridiplantae; Streptophyta; Magnoliopsida; Lamiales; Lamiaceae.